Molecule: messenger RNA, 1108 nt
Organism: Centropristis striata (black sea bass)
Lineage: Eukaryota; Metazoa; Chordata; Actinopteri; Perciformes; Serranidae
Product: apolipoprotein A-IV-like
Exons: 4
Coding region: 120-890 (256 amino acids)
Biological process (GO): lipoprotein metabolic process; cholesterol biosynthetic process; cholesterol efflux
Cellular component (GO): blood microparticle; extracellular region; chylomicron
Molecular function (GO): phospholipid binding; phosphatidylcholine-sterol O-acyltransferase activator activity; cholesterol binding
Source: RefSeq, a predicted model, not a curated record
GGCACUGGGACCUGGACUUUGGAUUUUAAUGGUCUGGCUUGCUAUAUAAGCUGCUGGACUUCAUCAGCUCAACACAAGCGCUUCCAAGUGGACUUGCAGAUACAAUUGCAAACUCAGCCAUGAAGGUCCUCGCUGUGCUCGUCCUUGCCGUUUUCACUGGCUGUCAAGCCAACCUCUUCUAUGCUGAUGCACCCAAGCCACAGCUGGAGGUGAUGACUGAUGCCUUCUGGGACUAUGUUGCCAAAGCCACCCAGACAGCUGAUGACACCAUCCAGAUGAUCAGGAAGUCUCAGUUUGGACAGGAUCUCAGCGCCCGUCUGACAGAGAGUGCCGAUGUGGCCAACAAGUAUGCCGUCACCCUGCAGGAGCAGCUUCCCCCAGCAGCCCAGGAUCUGAUCACCAAAGUCACCACUGAGGCUGACGUGCUGAGAGAGCGCGUGAACAAGGAGCUGACCACUGUCAGGGAGACGCUGGAGCCCUACACCGAGAACAUGAAGGCCCAGGUCCAGCAGAGAGUGGAGCAGCUCAAACAGGAGCUGGCCCCCUACGCAGAUUCCGUGGACACUGAGGCCCUGAAGACCACCCUGCUGGAGAAGAGCGAGGAGCUGAAGGCCAGCCUGGAGCAGAGCGUGACGGAUCUGCAGGCUCAGCUGGGGCCCUACACCGGUGACCUGAAGGCAAAGGUGGACCUGCAUCUGCAGAACUUCCAGGAAAGUGUGGCACCCCUGACCGAGAAGGUUCAAGGUGAGCUGACUCAGAGAGCCGCACAGGUGAAGGAACUGGCCACCCCCUAUGUUAAUGACCUGAGGGGAAAGCUGGACCCCUACGCCGCUGACUACACGGCCCGUGUCAUGGAAAUCUACAACUACUUCACAGGAAUAAACAACUAAGUCAAACUGCAUCCAAAGAAAUUCUCUGAUCCUAGAAACAUGCCCUUAUUGUUAACAUUGUGACAACACAAGCUUACCAGUAUUGAAAGCUUAAGAUGUCUUUAGAUAUAUUUUAAGUAUUUAAACAAAUGGAUGAAUAUUAAGAGCUGGUCUGUGACCAUACAAUCUGUACUUUUCCUAUAUUAUGGAAAUAAAAGUCAAAGCCAAACAUAAACUUC